CCAUCUCUCUGUCUGUCCUUUUUCUCUCUCUCUCUCAUACACAAACUCCCUCUCUCUCACUGUCUCACUUUCAUAGUUGCACAAAAUCCACCCCCCCCUCCCUUUCCAUUGCUCUCCCACUCGCAUCCUCCCUUACUCUGUCUCAGUGCACGCGUGCGUUCGGAGGGUCUGCGAAACCGUUUUGGGAGCCGCAUGAGACGGAGAAGAGAGAUAAAAAGGAGAAGAGGAGGAGACCGUUGAGCGGCAGCUGAACCCCAAUGGAGGGACAUUGAAGGGCAAGGAACCAGAGUGUGAGGCUGUCAAAGAAGACGGGAUUAAUUCACGCGAGCGAGGAGAUGGCCGAGGCACCGAUACAACAACCGCAAGAACAGACAGAAGAGGAGCAGCUGAGCUCUUCGGGGUCGACAGAGGCCGACGAAGAUGUGGAAGACCUGAAAGAAGACGUCCAGACCCCCCCAACGAGACCCCUGCUGUCCAUGAGGUCCUUGAGCAUCGUGGACCCCGAUGACGACUCCCCUAACAUGAUUGUCUACAGAAAAAUCGAAGACAUCGUCACCCUGAUCCAGGAUGAGACGGAAGGCGUUCCCAUCAGGACGGUCAAAAGCUUCAUGACCAAAAUUCCCAGCGUCGUCACUGGCACGGACAUCGUUCAGUGGAUGAUGAAGAACCUUGCGAUUGAAGAUCCAGGGCUCUGUUCUGCCGCUUCUUCCUCAGCUGAGGCCAUGCACAUCGGAAGCCUGAUCGCAGCACAGGGCUACUUCUUCCCCAUUUCCGAUCACGUUCUCUCCCUGAAGGACGAUGGCACCUUCUAUCGUUUUCAGGCGCCAUAUUUCUGGCCGUCUAAUUGCUGGGAGCCUGAAAACACCGAUUACGCCAUUUAUCUGUGCAAGCGGACCAUGCAGAAUAAGACCAGGCUGGAGCUGGCGGAUUACGAGGCGGAGAACCUCGCUAGGCUUCAGAGAGCCUUUGCCAGGAAGUGGGAGUUCAUCUACAUGCAGGCUGAGGCCCAGGUCAAGAUUGACAGGAAAAAAGAAAAAACCGAGAGGAAGAUCCUUGACAGCCAGGAGAGAGCCUUCUGGGAUGUCCACCGGCCCGUGCCAGGCUGUGUGAACACCACAGAGAUGGACAUCAGGAAAUGCAGACGGAUGAAGAAUCCUCAUCGAGUUAAGAAGUCCGUCUACGGUUUGGCAGAGGAGGGCACGCAGUCGCGAAGUCCAAUCCAUACUCCCUCUCACCAUUCCAGGAAGGGAACGAAGGAGGACGUGGAGAAAGAGAUCUUAUUCCUGAAUGCCCAGCUCGAUCGACACCGUUUGAAAAUGUCCAAAGUUGCUGAGAGUCUGAUAAGCUACACGGAGCAGUAUUUGGAGUACGACCCCUUGGUGACACUGCAGGAGCCGUCGAACCCGUGGACCAGUGAAGACCAAUCCUAUUGGGACCUGGAGGCCAGCAAGGAGCCUGGUCAGCAGAGGGUGAAGAAGUGGGGUUUCUCCCUGGAGGAGGCUCUGAAGGACCCGGCGGGGCGUGAUCUGUUCCUCAAGUUCCUGGAGUCCGAAUUUAGCUCUGAAAACCUGCGCUUCUGGUUGGCCGUGCAGGAGCUAAAGAGAAUCCCGCAGCACGAGGUGGCGCAGAGAGCGCAGGAGAUCUGGGCCGAGUUCCUGGCCGAAGGGGCUCCCAGUUCCAUCAAUCUGGAUUCGCACAGCUAUGAGCGCACAAGUCACAACCUCAAAGAUCCUGGACGCUACAGCUAUGAGGACGCACAGGAUCACAUUUACAAGCUGAUGAAGAGUGACAGCUACUCUCGCUUCCUGCGCUCCAGCAUCUACCAGGACCUGCUGAAUUCAAGAAAUAAGCUGGAAACGGAACAGGGCCGACGGACCUCGCUGGAGAAGUUCACACGCAGUGUGGGUAAGUCGUUGACUGGGAAACGUCUGACAGGCCUCAUGCAGUCGUCCUGAAGAGGUCCGGACGCAGAGCUGAAUGCGUGGUACCCAAAGGACCAUGGCUUGUGCCUGUGGGGUAUUGAGCGGGAACCCAUGAGGGCGCCCGACUGCUGGACUGAAUCGGACCGCCGCCGCGCUCGAUAACUCUCUCCGGAUGAGUUAAAGAAGGCCAACAGCAUGCAAUAAAUAAUCCGAGCUGACUCUGGGACAGCAGAAUGACAGUGCGGAGGACGCACAAAAAAAAAAAAGAAAAUAAAACAAGUACAAAAGUAAGUGGCACUCGUUCAUGGCACUUGGCUGGGUUCCUUCUCCACUCACGUUUCUGUUAGUGAGCUGCCGAAGCUGUCCGCUUACUUUAAUGUGGAAAAAAUAAGCCUUGGAUGUGAUUCAUGCUGGAGUUCCACCUUCUUGGAUGCGAGUAUUCAUCACCAUGGCGAUGUCUGACAGAGGCUGUGAUUGACAGGAAAAACAUGACUCCCGACUCUGAGUGGACCUGCUGGAAGAUUGCACUAGCACUGAAGGUAAAAUGGGUCAAAAUACACGUGUAAUCGUGAUCAGUUUACAAGCACAAAAAAAAAAUAAAUCUACCAACAUAACACUUAAACGUUGAUAUUUUCCAAUGGGUUCCAAUCUUCUAAACAUUCCACUUUGUGUAGCCACAGCAUCAAACAUAUCUGGCGACUCUCCAGUCAUUCUCAUGUAAAGAAAAAUAUGAAAAUAAAAGUGGAAUGCACAACA
Hippocampus zosterae (dwarf seahorse) is the source of this 2678-nucleotide messenger RNA. It is a transcript of the gene rgs6, whose product is annotated as regulator of G protein signaling 6. The coding region runs from base 336 to 1955 and encodes 539 amino acids. The record is from RefSeq and is a predicted model, not a curated record. The transcript has 18 exons. NCBI's taxonomy places the organism in Eukaryota, Metazoa, Chordata, Actinopteri, Syngnathiformes, Syngnathidae. Gene Ontology annotation, biological process: regulation of G protein-coupled receptor signaling pathway; G protein-coupled receptor signaling pathway; intracellular signal transduction.